Rhizophagus irregularis DAOM 181602=DAOM 197198 is the source of this 1753-nucleotide messenger RNA. The record is from RefSeq and is a predicted model, not a curated record. Lineage: Eukaryota; Fungi; Glomeromycota; Glomeromycetes; Glomerales; Glomeraceae.
AAAAAUAUUAUAGAAAUGGUUAGUCGUGAUAAUUAAGAAGAGCAGAAUGACCGCAAAUAAAAUGCAAUUAAUAAGAAAAAUUAUACCUUUUUUUGUUAGUAUUAAUAUCAGAAUAAAAAAAAAUCCAGGAGAUAGAUGAUCUACAGACUACUAUUCAUGCACGAUUACGUAUUGGUAAUACCAAAAGCCAUUCAGCUUCAAACUUAAAUUAAACUUAAAUUAAUUUCUAUAAUAAAAAUUUUCUACAAAUUCAAACAAUGUCAGGACCUAUUAUACCAAUAACUGUCACUGAAGAUUCAAAUAAUGAAUGGACUAAUUGGCUUGAAGAAGCUAUUGCAAAAAAUUAUUUUAAAUAUUAUGAAUAUAAUCAUUUUAAUAAUAUUGAAGAAAUUGGUUCUGGAAGUUUCGGAAAAGUCUACCGUGCUAAGUGGAAAAGUUCUCAUAGUUAUUUAGCGUUGAAAACUUUUUUUAAUUUCAAUAAUAUCACAACUAAAGAAGUUGUUAAUGAGCUUAGACUUCAGCGCGAAGUGGAUUUCCAUGAAAAUAUUAUUCGUUUCUUUGGCAUUACAACACAAAAUCAAAAUGAUAGCUCCAUAAAAUAUUGGUUAAUAAUGGAAUACGCUGAUAGUGGUACUCUUCAAGAGUAUUUGAAAGAACAUUUUCAUAAUCUUACUUGGAACAAUAAACUUAACCUAGCAUUUCAGCUAGCUCAUGCUGUAUUAUGCUUACACGAUGAAGGAAUCGUUCAUCGUGAUCUGCACUCUAAAAAUGUAUUAAUCCAUCAAAAUGUCAUAAAGUUGGCUGAUUUUGGUUUAUCAAAAAGGAUUGAUGAAGCAUAUAAAUCACGAUCGGACUUAUUUGGUGUAGUUCCAUAUAUUGAUCCAAAAAAAUUCAGUUUUCAACAAUAUUCUUUAAAUAAAAAGAGUGAUAUUUAUAGCAUUGGUGUACUUCUUUGGGAAAUAUCAAGUGGUCAGCCGCCCUUUAAGGGAAUGUCAUCUUAUAGUUUAAUUAUACAAAUUUCACAAGGACUUAGAGAAACGCCACUUCCUGACACACCUACUGCUUACAUUAAUCUUUAUACUGAAUGUUGGAAUUAUGAGCCAGACAAUCGUCCAACUAUCAUUCAGGUAGUUGAUAAAUUAAAAGCAUUAAAAAUUAGUCAGACUAAUAUUAAUUUUAAUAUAGUGGUUGACGAGAUAGUUGUUCUUUAUGAAAAAGAAAAUAAUAAAGUGUUUAAACAGAAUAAUCUUAAUUAUCUUAAUGAUAGUUAUAAUAUGACAUUACAAGAAUUUUAUAAUUGGUUAUUGAGUGAUCAAAAUAAUUCCAAUUCUAUUCUUUUACUUGGAGUGUUUAAUCAUUUAGGAAUUGGAAUUAGUAUUGACAAUAAUAAGGCAUUUGAAUUGUAUCAAAAAUCAGCAAAUUUAGGAAAUGGAAUGCAAAUGGAAUAAAUAAUUUAGGAUAUUGUUCUAAAAAUGGAAUUGGAACUGAUAUCAAUGAAAAAAUGGCAUUUGAAUUAUAUCAAAAGGCUGCAAAUUUAGGGAAUGUAGCUGGAAUAAAUAACUUAGGACAUUGUUAUGAAAAGGGAGUUGGAACUAACAUUGACAAUAAUAAGGCAUUCGAAUUGUAUCAAAAAUCAGCAAAUUUAGGGAAUGUAGCUGGAAUAAAUAAAUUAGGAGAUUGUUAUGAAAGGGGAGUUGGAACUAACAUUGACAAUAAUAAGGCAUUUGAAUUAUAUCAAAAGGCUGCAAAUUUA